AUGCAUAUCUCCACUGCUUUCCUGACGACCGCUGCAUUUGCCAAUCUGGCAUAUUGCAGCACCCUCGUCUUCACUACCCCCUACAACGAUGGCAAAUGCUAUAUUGAAGUGAAAGAUUUUGAAGGGUGCACCGGAAGAACAGAUGUCGCCGUUGGAAGGGUCCAUGCUAAUGGCCAAUGCAGCGCGCUCAAGAACGAAACCUUGACUGGAGUCCAUGUAGACAGUGCCGGCAUAUGUGGCCGUGGCGUUUUGGACUACAAUUGGGGCAUUGAUUCAAUGUUCUUGAUUUACUGGAAGAACAGGAACCAGUUGGAUAGAAAUGGGUACUUCAUCGAUGGAGUCUCAAAGUUUGCACCGAGCGCGACCAACACCAUCUCGGUUACCUCUCUCCCGCCUUCAGUCAGCUACUCUAGUGUGCCUACUCCUACGCCUACAGGCUACCUCAGCUUCGUCCGCCACGACGGCAUUAACAAAUGCUUUGCCUCGUUCGAGAACUACCAAGGCUGCACAGGGGUCGCCAUCAAACCCAUAGGAGAAUGGGAUGAGAAUGACAACUGCGUCAUGCCUAAAAACUGGACUGCUAGCCACUGGGGCAUGGCUAACGUUUGUUACACAAUGUGGCUGAAUUGGAAAUGGGACUCCAAAGACCGGGCUGAACUCGACUUCACGAAUAAGUGGGGAUACGGGGCCAUGCUCGAGGGAAUCUCGACUUGGAAGUCGGGCGUGCGGAACACUAUUACCAUGUCCAUGACUAGCACUCCCUCAUCUUAUAUAGCCACUACGUCUGCUACGCCAACACCAUAG
This is a messenger RNA of Penicillium riverlandense, 804 nucleotides long. RefSeq lists its product as uncharacterized. Lineage: Eukaryota; Fungi; Ascomycota; Eurotiomycetes; Eurotiales; Aspergillaceae. The transcript has 3 exons. The record is from RefSeq and is a predicted model, not a curated record. Bases 1 to 804 code for a protein of 267 amino acids.